GCGAGCGACGCGGCGGGCAUCUAGUCAAGGAGGCUGGGCCCUCCCCGAGUUCUUUCCUUUCUCCGUGCUUUUCAGCAUCUUUUCAGUCGCUUCGGCAGGCUUCCGUGGCUUCGGUAUUUUGCGAGCCAAUCCGGGCCCUUGAAGACGCGACAGCUCUGACAGCUCUUGUGCUGCUAGCGAAGGCGUGCCUUCUACGCCCAUGUUCAACCUGUAGCUCUGCAGCCACUCUGCUGAGCGUACUACGUGCGUGCGUGCCGCGAUGAGUGCGCGAGCAUGGUCCGCGCCUUGCUUUGCGCACUCGUCGUGUUCGUGCUUGUGGUGGCAGCUUACCUCUUCCCGCGGCUGCCCAGCCACCGUGCGAUGAGUGUCGGCCGCGCGGGGUUGGGUCCCCCGCGUUUCGUGACGCGCGAGGGUCGGCCCAGCAAGCUCUCCUUCGAAGACAUGCUGCGCGACGAUUUCGAGUUCGACAUGCGCGGUUCGGACGUCAUGGUGUUCCUGCACAUCCAGAAGACGGGCGGCACCGUGUUCGGCCGGCACCUGGUGCGUGACCUGGCCCUGGAGCGGCCGUGCCAGUGCCUGCGCGGCCGCAAGCGCUGCCGAUGUGCCCGGCCCCCGUCAGCGGGCGGCCAGCGCUCGUGGCUCUUCAGCCGCUACUCGACCGGCUGGAAGUGUGGCCUGCACGCCGACUGGACCGAGCUGACCGCCUGCGUCGACCACGCCAUGGAUCGCGCCGAGAAGGCACCCGCCAAGCGCCGGUACUUCUAUGUGACCCUCCUGCGGGAACCUGUAGCCCGUUUCUUGAGUGAGUUCCGGCAUGUACAACGUGGUGCCACUUGGCGGGGUUCCCGCCACUUGUGCGGAGGUCGGGCCCCUACUGCCGACGAGCUGCCCCUCUGCUUCAAUGGCACCGACUGGAGAGAUGUCACCUUCCAGGAGUUCCUGGCAUGCCCAUCGAACCUGGCAGUGAACCGUCAGACGCGCAUGCUGGCCGACCUGACCUUGGUUGGCUGCUACAAUCGUUCGGGCAUGAGUGAGCACGAGCGUGACCUGCUGCUGCUGGCCAGUGCACGAAAGAACUUGCGCCACACAGCCUUCUUUGGCUUGACGGAGGAGCAGCACCUUUCACAGCAGCUCUUCGAGGCUACCUUCGGCCUUCACUUUGUGCGCCCUUUCGAGCAGCUCAAUGAAACACGCAGUACUGCUGCCCAGGGGCGUGUGCCACCUGAAGACCUCGAGGCUGUGCGCAGGCUUAACCACUUGGAUGUGCAGCUGUACGACUAUGCACGCAAAUUGAUGUCCGAGCGGCUGCAGCGCCUUAAGGAACGUGGACCCAGCUAGCUGUCAGGGGAGCCGAUUGACACGGCCUGCAGCUUCUGAUGGACACCUUGCAAGUAAACCAGCUUUCGAGGGUAGUGGUUUUGUGCCCUCUGGUGUGCCACCUACCACAGCAGUCAGAAAUGCAAGGACCAGCACAGCAAGGUGCCCUGCAGUGGAGCUCCAGCAAUCAGAGGAUGGCACCAGGGAACAGGAGGAAGAAACGAGGCCUCUGCUGAAGACUGUGUUGUGCUGGAUGAGCGUCCAGAUCUGUUCCCUUGGUUACCACUGCAAGGGCAGCUAUCCAGCACAUUUAGUGCAGUGUGGACUGAAAAAAUUAUGAGCUCUUGCCCUCACUCGGCCACCUGGUUUUAUUUCCUUCACUUGCUUCUUAGCAAUGUAUAAUUAAAGUGCAGGCAUCUUACAUGCCAUUCUAGUCUGCUAUUCAAAUAGUUAGCAUACACGCUCAUGUAAUUGUUUUUAACUGAAACACCUUCACUGCAUUAUGCUUCUAGAAUAAACCUUAUAAGCGAGUGAGCACCUGUUAAGCAUAGUGCACCAUAAAGUCAUUUUGUUUGAUGGCUAUUUGUUUUUCUUCAUUUGAAAUGUUUGCAGGAUUGGAGUGCAGUGAAAAAUUUGAGCAACCAAUUAUAACAACCUUUUCUACAACCAGAA
Molecule: messenger RNA, 1989 nt
Organism: Rhipicephalus sanguineus (brown dog tick)
Lineage: Eukaryota; Metazoa; Arthropoda; Arachnida; Ixodida; Ixodidae
Gene: Hs6st
Product: heparan-sulfate 6-O-sulfotransferase 3-B
Exons: 5
Coding region: 274-1338 (354 amino acids)
Cellular component (GO): membrane
Molecular function (GO): heparan sulfate 6-sulfotransferase activity
Source: RefSeq, a predicted model, not a curated record